AUGUACAGAAAGGUUGUUGUUGCAAAGGUUGAUGGAGAAAGAUGUGAAUAUAUACAUAAUGAAGGUAGUGGUGGAGGAGAUGGUGGUGGUAGUGGUGGUGGUGGUGGUGGUGGUGGGAGUGGCAGCGGCGACAAUGGAGGUGUUGGUGAUGAUGCUGGCAAUGGCUGUGGUGAUGGUGAUGGUGGGGGUGGUAGUGGUGGUGGAGGUGGAGGUAAGGGUGGUGGUAGUAGAGGUGGUAGUGGUGGCAAUGAUUGUGAUGGUGCUAGAGGUGAUGGCAGUAGCAAUGAUGGUGAUGGAGCUGGAGUGGUGGUGGUGAUGGUGGGGGUGGUAAUGGGUGGUGGUGGAGGUGGCGGUUAUGGUAGUGAUGCUAGGGCUAGCGGCGAUGGCGAUGACUGCAGUGGUGGCGGCGACGACGACGGCGACGGCGGUGGUGACAAACAUGAUAAAAUGGGGCCAUGCAUUGAUGUCACAGAAGCAUCAUCAAUUGCAUCAUUAGGUGGUAGAAGAGGGGUCUUUGUGAAUGUUCAAUGUUGUGUGAGUAGGUGGUGGGUGGGUCAAGGAGAUGCAGGCCAUAGCUGUUAG
Molecule: messenger RNA, 582 nt
Organism: Prunus dulcis (almond)
Lineage: Eukaryota; Viridiplantae; Streptophyta; Magnoliopsida; Rosales; Rosaceae
Product: putative glycine-rich cell wall structural protein 1
Exons: 4
Coding region: 1-582 (193 amino acids)
Source: RefSeq, a predicted model, not a curated record